Guillardia theta CCMP2712 is the source of this 1269-nucleotide messenger RNA. RefSeq lists its product as hypothetical. The transcript has 4 exons. The coding region runs from base 1 to 1269 and encodes 422 amino acids. The record is from RefSeq and is a predicted model, not a curated record. Lineage: Eukaryota; Cryptophyceae; Pyrenomonadales; Geminigeraceae. Gene Ontology annotation, molecular function: protein serine/threonine kinase activity; ATP binding.
AUGAACGAGAAGAGGCUGCAAGAGCUAGAGGACAGCGUGCAGAGAGGCGUGUUCGAGGGAGAGAGCAAGAGCGAGAGACAAGGCAGGACGACCGACAAGGCUGACCGUGCGACGACCGACCAAGUGCUGGACCCGAGGACGAGGAUGGUGCUGUACAAGCUCUUGAACAAGGAGACUCUUCACAGCAUCCACGGUUGCAUCAGCACAGGGAAGGAGGCGAACGUGUACUAUGCGACCACCUCGCCUGAUGAGGGCGAGCUGGCGAUCAAGGUCUACAAAACCAGCAUCCUGGUCUUCAAGGACCGAGACAAGUACGUCAGCGGCGACUAUCGCUUCAGGAACGGCUACAGCAAGCACAACCCGAGGAAGAUGGUGAAGAUGUGGGCUGAGAAGGAGUUCCGCAACCUCAGCAGGAUGCAAGCAGCUGGCAUUCCCUGCCCGACACCUCUCCUCCUCCGACUUCACCUCCUCCUCAUGGAGUUCAUCGGCAAGAACGGCAAGGCUGCAAGAAGGCUCAAGGACGUGCAGCUCAGUGACGACAAGAUGUGCAAGGCUUACUUCGACUGCGUCAUGUACAUGCGCAUGAUGUACCAGCGAUGCAAACUCGUGCACGGAGACCUGUCAGAGUACAACAUGCUCUACUUGCAUGGCACCCUCUACAUCAUCGACGUCUCUCAGGCCGUCGACCUUGAUCACCCCAACGCCCUCGAGUUCCUCCGCAGGGACGCGGCGAACGUCAACGACUUUUUCCACAAGAAGGGCGUCAACACCAUGACGGUCCGGCAGCUCUUCGACUUCUGCGUGGACGAGAGCAUAGGGGACAAAGUGGAGGAAGCUGAGAAAUACUUGAUGCAGCUCCAGAGCCGCGUCGUCGAGCAGACCAUCACAGCUGAGGACGAGGUGGAGGCGGCAGUUUUCCAGCAGGCGUUCAUCCCGCAGAAUCUCUCACAGAUCGAGGAGAAGCAUUUCCUGGCGAGCAAGUUGUCGCAGUCCUCCAUCACCUCCAGCCAGACGAGGGUGAAGGCAGUAAGUCACUCCGACAGCGAAGAGGAGGAGGACGAGGACGAGGACGAGGACGAGGACGAGGACGAGGAGGACGGGGAGGGGGAGGGGGAGGACGAGGGGGACGAGGGGUCUGGCAGGCCAAAGGAUCCAACGCUCGCAAGAAAAUCGACCAUGUCCAAGGCGGAGUGGAAGAAGCUGGUGAAAGCGGAGAAGGCAGAGGCGAGGAAAGCAAAGGUAACAAUGAAGUGCUGCUCGCUCAAGUGA